CAAUUAAAUUGCACAACUCAAAACAUAAACAACAGCUCGGCAGCAUCGACGAUUUGUUGUCAGUGGGGGAGUUGACUAGACUAUUUUCUGUGGCUAAUCAUACCGGAUUUUAUAUGAAAACUACCUUGUGAAAAUACUACAAUAGGCAGAAAUGGGGUGCGGUGCGUCCAACUCCAUGAGUGUGCCGUCAGGGCCGUCCGAAUACCGAUACGCCGUUCAGCAAACAUGGGAUAAGGUAUCCAAGACCUGUGACCGCAAGAGCAGGCGCAAGAAAUUAGUCAUUAAACGAUCUGGAUGGAAAACUAUACGGGUAUUUGUCUCCUCCACUUUCAAGGACUUCCAUGCGGAAAGAGAAAUACUCGUUAAAGAAGUUUUUCCUGAUUUACGUCAGUGGUGUGAGAAGCGACGUUUACAUUUAGUCGAGUGUGAUCUUCGAUGGGGUGUACCAAAAGAUACAACUUCUGAAGAAACAUUACGAACUUGCCUUGGAGAAAUUGACCGAUGUUACCAAGACAACGUCUAUCCGUACUUCCUCAAUCUUACCAGUGAACGUUGCGGUUGGAUUCCGACACACAAUGACGUGUCAGACUCGCUAGUACGGGAGUACAAGUGGAUCGAAGGCUUGUCUGUUACCGAGAUGGAGAUACUACAUGGGGCCUACAGGAUCGAUAAUCCUAAUUCAUUGUUUAUGGUUCGCAAUUCAACUUUUUUGAAAACAAUACCUGAAGAUCAUGUUGGGGACUUCAAAGAUCCAAACCCAAUAGCUGCACAUAAGCUGGAGGUACUAAAACAGAUGCUAAAGACACGAUUGAAAGAUCGUGUAAAAUGGUACGAUUGUGAAUAUGCUGGCAUUGAUGAAGAUGGCAAAGUUGAACUUAAUGGACUGCAAGAAAGCUUUUGUAAAAGUGUAUUUGAAUUCUUCAAGAACCGCAUAGAAGAUCAGUAUCCGCUGUCAGACGGGACUCUUGAUCCGUACCAGCAAGCAAAAGAAGCCCAUGAGUCUUUCCUAAAGAAUCGAGGAGCUCUAGUGCUUGGUAGAAAGGCAAUCCUUGAAAGAGUUGAGAAAUAUGUCACAGAUAUCGGCGUCAACAAUUCACUGGUUAUACUGGGAGGGGCUGGGACUGGCAAAUCAUCCCUAAUGGCCAAGACGGCAGACGUUAGCCAGCAAAUGGCCAUGGCAAAGCAAAUCCCAGGAGGAGGUGACAGUGGUUGGCAUAUAUUUUAUCAUUUUGUUGGUGCAGUACCUGGCUCGACAGAUCUUGAGAAAGCUUUGAAACGACUGUUAAAAGAGUUGGGUGCAGUCAAUGAAGCUACGAUGCCUAAGAAUCUAGAGACAACUUGUCAGAUGACGUGCAGUGUUCUGUCCAACACCAAAACACCUCCAGUGCUGGUCAUCAUUGAUGCUCUCAAUCAGUUUGAUGACGACAAGUCAGGAACCGUCCUACGUUGGCUGCCGAGAUGCCUGGCGCCUCAAGUACGUGUUAUCAUCUCAAUGAUAAAUGACACCCCACCACACAAAAUGCUGCUAGAGAGAUCAAUUAAACCUGAAGAAAUAUUAGUCACACCACUUGAUAUGGAAGCAAGAAAAGAGAUUGUUACUGAGAUGCUUGGCAAAUACAACAAACGUCUUGAUGAAAACCAGAUCAGCAGUUUGUUAUCCAAAGAGUCUUCCCAGAAUCCUCUCUGGCUUGCUGUGGCAUGCGAGGAACUGAGGGUAUUUGGCUUUUUUGAGAGGGUUACAGACAAGAUAAACAGCAUGAAAGAUGGUCUAUUAGAGUUAUUGGAGCAAGUGUUUGAACGUUUUGAAGAAGAAAAUGGUGGGCAGCUUUUGGUAGCAACUUUAUGUUUAUUGGAGACGUCAGCCACAGGUCUGUUGGAAACAGAAUUAUUGCAAAUUCUUGGAGACGAAGAUAACUUGAAACCACAGGAAAAAGAAGGCAAAGACAAAGAUGGUGGAAGGGAGAAGAAGAGUAAGGAUAUAGGUCCGCUACCUGCUGCUAAAUGGGCUGUGGUGUUCCGAGCAUUAAAACCAUUCCUGCGUCCUUUUGGCGAUAGUGGAGAAGGUCGUUUGGAUUUCUACCACAGGGCACUCAGUAAAGCUGUCAGGAAGAAGUACUUUGAUGUUAACACAACUGGGGUAGUGGACCAGCUAUGGUGGCACACCAAACUAGCAGACUUCUUUGAGCAAACAGACAACAUUGAUCGCAAAGUUGAAGAAUUGCCAAUACAUUUGCUGAAAAUUAACAACCCUGAUAAACUGAAGGAUUUCUUGAUGGACUGGAAAAUAUUCGACAAGUUGUACAAUGAAGAAUAUAGUACUUUGCUUUUACGAUAUUGGAGAGAGGGUUGUGGUAAAACAUGGCAAACACAGAUGGAGAAUCGCUACCAAAGCCAGCUUGACCAGAUAGAUAAGAGUGAUGACCCAGAUUUACAACUAUUGGCCAGGAGAUACGAACAGGUUGCCAGGGUUGUUAAUCAAUCUGGUGAAAAUAUGAAAUCGUUAGCAUUGCUGGAAAAAGCCAUGAAGAUCGAGCAGGAUCAUCUGAACAGUAGGCCAGAACGUAUGGUGGAGCUAUACCACCUUGCAGCUACUAUCUACGAUGAUAAACUUAAGCUUUAUGAGUACAUUGACCCCAGUCAACUGAGGGAAUUAAGACCUCUCAUAGACUUUGCUAGAAAGUCUAUAGCUAUAAGAGAGACUCUGGAAGGUGAAAUUCAUAAGUAUAAACUUGGCAAGACUCUGGUGCAGAUGGCAUUUAACCUGGAGAGUUGGCUAGAGUGUGGAGGGGACAACAGCAUGUCUGGGGAGGAAGCAAUUGAAGAGGGGCAGGCCUGCAUUGACAAAGCCAUACAAAUAUUCAAAGAUCUUUGUGAUGAUGGGCAUCUUGCAGAUGCUAUUAUGACAGCAGGAAUUCUACUAGAAAGGGCAAGUGACGAACAACUGGAGAAAUACAUGGAAGCCUUGGAACUCUGCCUUCAAGCAUAUGGUGAGAAUAGCGUACUCACAUCCAGACUCUACCUCAACAUUGGCAUCCUACACGAGGACAAUCGACGCUACUUUGAGGCAUAUGAUUGGUUCAUCAAGUGGCAGAAAGUUAGCGAAGAAGUGUUUGGUUACCAUCAUCCACGUACUCAACGUUGCCGUAAUUGCUUAGCCGAGUCUCGUUACGUGUAUGUCAAGAGAGAACUUGAACGUCGUAGUAAGAUCGGCGAUUCAAACAACCCACCACCUGACAAUAACAUUGAGAGUGGGGACGAGAGUGAAGAAGAGGGUGAUGAGUGAUCAGUUUACAAGGGAUUCAGUUACAGGUAGUUUAUCCAAAUUAAAAUAUUUCAGGUCUCCUUCUUGGAUAAGCUAAAUGCUGGAUAAAACAAUAGCUGCAGAUGUUUCUGGACUUGGGUAUUUUAAUAGGUCCGCCCAAAGAGUAUAUAGAACAAGAGAGUGUAUUCCUCUUCGUUAAAACGUCACUCCCCUUGUUACGAUAGAAGUCGCCAUCGUCGUUAUGUAGUGCGCCUACUAUGAUCACAUAAAGUGCGGCCACUUCCAUGGUAUGAUGAUAAAGAAAAAUAAGGAAAUUUAACCGCCCUCUACGAAUGUAUUUUAUCAUGUGGAAAACAGCAAUACAAAUAAACAAACUAUGCGCGGUACAUUACUAGGUAAUCCAUCGGUAGCGGGCGUCCUACUCUGGCUGCGUAUGACAUAUCGUUUUCUACGUUCUCAAUGAGCAUAGUUUGCUCUUUUGUUCUAUUUAUACUCUUUGGUCCAACUUAAGUUAAUUAAUCAUUGAUUGAUAAAGAAAGUGCCAUUAACACUCUGACUGCCAGGGAUUUGAAAAAAUAGUGUCAGCUUUAACACUUUUCCGAAGCUCAUUGAGAGUGCGUAUGUGAUCAGAUUGACAGCAAAUUGAAAAUGACUCACUUUUGGAGAUUUACGCAAUUUGGCACAACGGAGCUCAGAUAAUCAUGAUUUCGUGAAAGUAAAUCAAUACCUCUCUGUGCUAAUGUAAACAAACAAAUAGUGAAAUACUUACAGUCCAGACUGAAUAUAGUGUUCAAAUUGUUAGUACAUGUACAUCUGCAUAACAACCUGAAAAACGGAGAUCUCUGUGUUUGGUGGGCAGAGUGUUAAUCAUUGAUUGAUAAAGAAAAUGCCAAACUCCAAUUUUAUUAGUAACAAAUUUAGAUUGCUAUAAUACUACUGGUAACGAUAAUACAAAAUAAUUAUCUCUAUGAAUAUGAAUAUGUUUGUUGAUACACUUACUAUUGCAAGUAAAAAGAACCAUCCAUCCAGAGGGCAGCAGACUUGCAUGUCAACGCCCACAUAUGUACCUCUUAAUUAUUUUUAACCUUUGUAAACACAAUCAUAUAAUGUGCUAUUAUAUAAUAUUUUUAUAUUGUACUUACAGAUACUGCAAUUACAGUUAAUAAUAACAUAGUAGAACAAAAAAUUACUUAAUUAUUAUCUAACCUGUUGUUAUAAUAAUAACAUUUUUUUUUUUUUUUAAACAGAUUUUUAAAAAUCAUGAUUUAUAAGUUUGAGCCUGGUUUGCUUGCGCCUGCAUCCACUAGAAAUUUUUUAAGCACAAAAUAUGCUAAAGUAGUUAAAAAUCACCUAAUACCCACUUUAUUUUGCCAAUUAGUUCCUCCUCACUUUAUUAUCAAGACCUUCAACUUCACUAUCCCCAUCAGCACCACCACCCCCCCCCCCCCCCCCCCCCCUCCACCCUUCAAUACCUCUAGAUACAUCACUAAUCACCAUAGCUAGUCUUUAUUUUGUAAAUAAUACAGGAAUUUGUAUUUGUAAAUAUUUUAAGUAAUUCUUUUUAAAGUUGUUGUGUAGAAUGUGUGUAUAUCACACAAAAUAGUUGUUUUAUAAUAAUAUACAAUUAUGUUAUAAUGCUGUUAAUAUUUUUUAGUAAAAGACUUUGGAUGUUUGGUUAAUGUUUAUGCAAAUUAUGCUGUGCAAUGUGGCUUAUUAAAAUGUUGGGUGUAUUCAUGCAGAACCAUAGCAACUUUAUAUUUGUUGGAUUAACAGUGUGUAUGUUUUCAGCAUUAUCAGCAACAGUUCCUAUUGAUUAUGCAUAGCUAGCAUUUGGACAAGUGUCUGUCCUCUCAUUCUGCAGGCGCGCAUCGUAGUGCUAAAUGUAAACUCACUAGCCUAGAAUUUUCUUCAUGCUGGGAAUUACAAGUACUUUGUACAAGUUGUUUUGACCUUUUGUACAUGAACCGAACAAAGGUUAAGAAAACCAUGCACUAAUGUAAAAUUAAUGCAUGGUUUGGGUUAGGAAUAUAACAUCAUUCAUUCAUUCAUUCUUUAUUCAGCCAAACAUAUACAUUUACAUCGGGAGUUACUGUACAGUGAUGAUGUCACGAAUGACUUGAAACUGUUAAUAUUAUACAGGGAUCUUAAUCAGGUAUAUACGUGUGCUUAACUUUAUAGAUCAGCUACAAUACAAUCCAGUAUCAUAUGUUAUGGCAUACUUUACAAUUUUAAUAUGCUUAUUACCAUAUUAUGUAAAGUCUUGUCAGUAGUGGCAAGAUCAGGGAGAUGCAUCUCCCUAGUAAGAUGUGGAAUUAAUAAUCCUUAUAGUGGCAUUGUUUAUAAAUUGCUGCAUACGUUUACAAAAUAAUAAUCUAUUUACCUCGGUGUGGAUUUUGAAAUAGGUUUGUGAUUCUUUAGCCAUAUAUCAAGAGUGCAAAUUUAUAUAUUAUUUAAUAUUAUUAGAAAGGAAUUAAGAGUGUUGUCAUCGUUUAUAUGGACUAAACAAGUACAUGCUAUUAACAUUGCAAGUAGAGUAUAUUAUUUUGAGGAGUUUAAAGUUUGAAGCCUGUUAAUGUAAAUUUAGUUUUCUUCAGUAAAAAGUCUAUUUUAUAAUUAUUUCUUGUAAAAAUGUUAAUUCCAAGAUUCUCUGUAAAAUAUUCGUUUUCUAAAUUUGAUGUAGAUUAGCAGAUUUCAAUUCCUGAAAAAAAAUGUAAUUAUUUAUGAUUAUAAAGGUUGUCUUUAUCUAUAAUUGUAUUACCGCAUUUAUUAGGUCUGGUGACAGGGGCUCUGCAAAUUACAGAUUUCAAGAUUCUCUGUAAAAUAUUUGUUUUCUAAAUUUGAUGUAGAUUAGCAGAUUUCAAUUCGUGAAAAAAAAUGUAAUUAUUUAUGAUUAUAAAGGUUGUCUUUAUCUAUAAUUGUAUUACCGCAUUUAUUAGGUCUGGGUCUGGUGACAGGGGCUCUGCAAAUUACAGAUUUCCCAGUAGUUAACAGUGUUAAAAACUGAACAAGAAGUUUGUACAACACAUAAUUACUGUAUCAUCGUCUAGGCCUAACUUCAAUGUUGUUUAAUCUUUGCCACAUUAUCUAUGAUUAAUAAAAUGGUCAUACUGUAUAAUCAUGGAGUUACUUGUGCUCCCUGGGAUGAUGAAAUGUGAAUGACCUCUUACCAGUCACCAUCCUUACUUCCAUGCAGAGCUGUCUCAUAAGGCCAAGUAAACCUACCUUUUGGAUUGUCUCCUAAAUUUGAAUAAAUAUUUGUCAACAAAA
Molecule: messenger RNA, 6529 nt
Organism: Anneissia japonica
Lineage: Eukaryota; Metazoa; Echinodermata; Crinoidea; Comatulida; Comatulidae
Product: TPR repeat-containing protein DDB_G0287407-like
Exons: 24
Coding region: 152-3283 (1043 amino acids)
Cellular component (GO): Cul4-RING E3 ubiquitin ligase complex
Molecular function (GO): protein binding
Source: RefSeq, a predicted model, not a curated record